Trachemys scripta elegans is the source of this 1039-nucleotide messenger RNA. RefSeq names its product membrane-associated tyrosine- and threonine-specific cdc2-inhibitory kinase-like. The transcript has 3 exons. Lineage: Eukaryota; Metazoa; Chordata; Testudines; Emydidae. The annotation marks the transcript as partial. The record is from RefSeq and is a predicted model, not a curated record.
GGUGCUGGGAGUUUUGUGCGUUGGCUGUGGGCUGCCCUGUGCCUGCCGGCGCGCUGGCUCUCCAGCUGGCGUCGCAGCGUGCCCGUCACCCCGCCCUGCUCCCCACUACUUGCCACCCUGCUGGAUAGCAGCUUCUCCUGGGACGAAGAGGAGGAGGAGGAGGAGGAGGAAGAUGGGAGCCUGGGGGAGGAUGUGUUCGAGGUAUCAGGGGUCUGCGGGCGGCAUAACCGGACCUGUCCCGGGGAGCUGCUAUCGCAGGACAAGCCCCCGAGCUCCCCGCCGCUGAACCUACGUCCCUCCGUGGGCAGCACUUCCACCCCGCGCCACCUCUCUCCACCGGAGACUGGCAGCAGGAGGACGAGGUCCUCAGCCGUCCAGGGCAGCCCCAACCUGAGCCGCAUCAGCCCGGAUUCCCCCCCCAGCAGCCCCGGCUCCCCCAACCUCCGCCGCACCCUGGCCUUCGAGGAGGACGAGGAGGAGGAAGCGCAGAGGGAGGAGAGCGCCCCCCAGGAUGCAGGCCAGCAUGGCUCCUUCGAGCCCAGGAAUCUCCUGAGCAUGUUCGAGGAUGCCACGGCGGAGCAGAAGUGACCGGGCACCAACGAUCAGCUGCCCUCCGCUUGAUCGUUCCUGGGGUGGGGAGAGUGAGUGAACCGCACUGGGGUAAUGAUCCCGCCCCGUGGGCCCUCGCCACCCCCGUUCUGUUCUCCACAGUGCUGGGGGUGGGGUGGGGACAGAGCCCUCCUUCCCUGACGCUGCUUCUGUUGCUGGCAGCGAGGGGGCUGCUGGGAGGAGCAGUUGGGGGUUGACUCUCAAUUUACUUUAUUUUUUUUUCUUUUCUUUUCCUUUUUUAAGCUUUUUAACCUCUUCAUGAACUGGUGGGAGGGACACAGGUGCUGCCAUCCCCUCCCACCAGGGGUCGCUGUGGCUCUGCCCCAGGCCAGGACCAACCGGGGUUUGUGGAUCUUUUGUUUUUGUUUUUUCUGUUUUUAAGGGAAGGCAGCAACUAUGAGAAGUGUUAAUAAAAAGUGCUUUGAAAUGA